AUGGACGGUCCGUCGUCAAUGGCCGACAUGGCUGCGCAAUGGACACCCGACGCCACUGCCGGCUGCCGGGUCGGGGUGCUGGACCCGGCUGCGGGUCUCGACCAGGUCGACGUCUGGCUGGCAGACGCUCUCGCCACCGCUGGCCCCCACCCCACCCGCACCCGCACCCGCAUCCGCACCCACAUCCGUACGCGGAUGGCGACGAGGACGAGGAUUUCCGCCAUUGCAACGCUCACUACCCACACUGUGGUCGACGGCGUGAGGCAGUACGCGCUGCGCGGUGGCGAAGCCUCGAGGGCAUGGCUGCACUCGCUGCCUGAUCGUGGCGUCGACACGGUUGUCGUCACCGCGGCGCCGGCGUCGGUCGGCUCGGCGGCGGCUGUCCGUGCUGACAUGGCUCGCAUCGGUGUCGCUGAUCUUUUUGCCUGCACCGCCCGUGAUGCGGCCCACGGAGCUGCCGUCGCUGCCGCGGUCGCUGGCUAUCUCGCGCCGACGUUCGACUCGCCGCAGAGCGCGCUACUGCGGACAAUGACCGCGUUCAUGCUCUGCUCGCCGCGCCGCGGCUGUGACUUGCAUCGUGUUGGCCGCUCAAACUUUGCCCUUGUGGACGAGACUACCAUCUCCUUUGCACUCGCCGCGCCCGACGGCUCGACUUGGUCGGCUCGCCAGCUGAUCACCCUCUCGCCCGACUCGGCGCCGGUGUGGGAUGCGCUCCAGCCGGCCACUGCCGUUGCCAUCUAUCUGGCGCAUCUCGAUGCUCGUGGCCCGCCGCUGAUGCCCGCGGCCGCGCCGGUGCCCGACGAUAGGCUCUUUGUUCGCUGGCAUGACUCGGAGGGCGAGCCGCUACUCCCGUUUACCUCGGCCGGCGAGAUGGUGUCUUGGUUGGAGGAGCACCUCGUCGGCCCUGCUGGUCUCGACGCCGUCGUCCCUCCGCCAGUCCUCAAAUCGCUCUUCUGGCCCGACGCUGCCGUCAUCAACACCGUUGACGACAUCGGAGUCGCCUCAUCGGGCCGCCUGCUCUGUGCCCGCUACAACAAGCCCGAGGCUGUCGAGGCCUACGUCAACGCCUGGCGGUUCCCAGUCCCACUUACAUCGGCUCAUCCCUCGCCAACUCCGCUCGAGCCUGAUGCGCUCCCGCACGUCGACACCAUCAUCUUUGUCGAUGACAACUCGGACAACGUCGUCAAGAUGUUCCUCCACUUUGCCGCCAAGCACGCCCACCAUCUCCGCCACACCCCGCACCACGACCCCUCUGCCCCGCGCAUCAUCUCGCUCCUCUACCCGCCGCCAGCAUCCGGCCGUGCCGAGGCUUCGGAUCCGUACUUCCGCGCCCUCCUCGACGCCCUCGUCGCCGGCCAGUUAUCAACCCCACAGCCCGCUAUCUCGUCUGACCGCGACCCCAACCAUGACCAUACUCCCGAUCCAACCCCACAGUAAACAAUCCCUUUCACUUCC
Molecule: messenger RNA, 1455 nt
Organism: Thecamonas trahens ATCC 50062
Lineage: Eukaryota; Apusomonadida; Apusomonadidae
Exons: 2
Coding region: 1-1437 (478 amino acids)
Source: RefSeq, a predicted model, not a curated record